CCUCCUGCUCUGAGCUUGGAUAUCGAACUGUGCUAAUCACGCGAAGAAUGCCGUGUUUCCGGUCACAAAAUGCACAAGGGUUCAUUGCAUCCCUUGUAAUUGCCUUGAUUAUUCGCCAAGCUUGUCUCUUCGAGCUUUUCCUAGGUUUAGGGGUCGAUAAAGUAUUGGCUCAAGAGACCAGUGUGACUUGUCCCUACGACUUUCAGUGGGCUUUCAAUUCCCAAGGAGAAUCCCCUUGCAAAGUCGGCUCGGGACUUAUUGCAGUGGGUACUGGAGGAAAAUGGCUCGUGGGUCCGCUCCUUCCGGGAUGGGAAUACAUCGGUCCAUCGCCGAACAGUUCAGGGGGUUACUUCCCAAAUGCUUGUCUGUGUUCCUCCAUGGUAUACCAGCUGAUGGCGGCAUGUGGAUCAUGCCAGAACCGCUCAUACACGUCGUAUCCCCUCUGGGGACGUUAUUGCACUGGCGUUGCGAUUGUAGAGGGUGAAUACCGACCAUCGCUGAUGCCCGCCGGAACCCUUAUACCUCAAUGGGCAUACAUUAAGCCCUCCGACUUUGAUGGACUCUUCAACUUGGAUGCAGCGAAGACAAUUGGUGUAGAUGCACUCGAAAGCUCUCGCGUGUUUUCACUCAGUAGCACCACAUCCAGCACUUCCACAGCUUCCAAUAGUGCACAUGGGAGCAGGGGCUCGAACAUCGGUGCGAUUGUAGGAGGCGUAGUUGGAGGCGUAGUUGCCCUUGCUGCCCUGAUCGCAGUUGUUGCGAUAUGGAUCUUCAAAAGGAUGAGUUCAGACGGAGGCCCUGCUGUCCACUCGCAGGGACGCUCCGUAUUACCCGUGGUAAUGGAGGAAAACCACAAACACGCUCCUCUGUCGCCUGGAUCCCUGGCCCCACGAUAUUCAGCUCAAGGACAUGAUGCUUGACAUGCGGCU
This is a messenger RNA of Cantharellus anzutake, 929 nucleotides long. RefSeq lists its product as uncharacterized. NCBI's taxonomy places the organism in Eukaryota, Fungi, Basidiomycota, Agaricomycetes, Cantharellales, Hydnaceae. The record is from RefSeq and is a predicted model, not a curated record. The transcript has 13 exons. The coding region runs from base 48 to 920 and encodes 290 amino acids.